CCCGAGUGCCAGAAAAUGUCUAUUCUCAAGAUCCUUGCCCGAGAGAUCUUUGUUUCACGUGGGAACCCCACUGUUGAAGUUGAUCUCUACACCUUAAAAGGUCUCUUCUGAGCGGCUGUGCCCAGCGGUGCCUCCACUGGCAUCUACGAGGCCCUAGAACUCUGCGACAAUGAGAAGACUUGCUACAUGGGGAAGGUUGUCUCAAAGGCUGUUGAGUGCAUCAAUAAAACUAUCAGAUCUGCUCUGGUUAGCAAGAAACUGAACGUUGUGGAGCAAGAGAAGAUCAUGAUUGAGAUGGACGGCACUGAGAAUAAAUCUAAAUUUGGUGCAAGCAUCCUGGGAGUUUCCCUGGCAGUCUGCAAAGCUGGUGCCGCAGAAAAGGGGGUACCCCUGUACUGUCACAUCGCUGACUUGGCUGGCAACCCUGAAGUUAUUCUGCCCGUCCCUGCUUUCAACGUGAUCAAUGGUGGUUCCUACGCUGGCAGCAAGCUGGCCCUGCAGAUCCUUCCCUUGGGGGCGUCCACCUUCCGGGAAGCCAUGCGCAUUGGGGCAGAGGUUUACCACAACCUGAAGAAUGUCAUCAAGGAGAAAUACGGGAAGGAUGCCACCAAUGUGGGUGAUAAGGGCGGGUUUACACCCAACAUCCUGGAGAACAAAGCUCUGGAGCUGCUGAAGAAUGCAAUCGGGAAGGCCGGCUACACGGACCAGGUUGUCAUCGGGAUGGAUGUGGCUGCCUCUGAGUUCUUCAGGUCUGGCAAGUAUGACCUGGGCUUCAAGUCUCCUGAUGACCCCAGCAUAAUCACGCCUGAGCAGCUGGCUGAUCUGUAUAAGUCCUUCAUCCAGGAGUAUCCAGUGGUGUUCAUCGAGGACCCCUUUGACCAGGAUGACUGGGAGGCCUGGAAGAAUUUCACAGCUAGUGCAGACAUCCAGGUGGUUGGGGAUGAUCUCACAGUAACCAACCCUAAGAGGAUUGCCAAGGCUGUCAGUGAGAAGUCCUGCAACUGCCUCCUGCUCAAAGUCAACCAGAUUGGCUCUGUGACCUAGUCUCUGCAGGCGUGUAAGCUGGCUCAGUCCAAUGGCUGGAGUAUCAUGGUGUCCCAUCGCUCCGGGGAGACGGAGGACACUUUCAUUGCCGACCUGGUGGUAGGGCUCUGCACUGGGCAGAUCAAGACUGGUGCCCCUUGCUGUUCUGAGCAUCUGGCCAAGUACCAUCAGAUCCUUAGAAUCGAGGAAGAGCUGGGCAGCAAGGCCAAGUUUGCUGGCAGAUGCUUCAGGAACCCCCUGGCCAAGUAAAGUGGGUGGAGAUCCUGGAAACACCUGCUGCUUAGACCCUGUCCCUGGUGUCAUCAACGAGGCUCAAGGCAGCCCAGUGCUUGUCCCUCCCAUGCCACCGCUUCCUUAGGCCACCUGGAGCCCUGCUGGAAACCCCAGCUUUGUAAUCAUGUGAUUGGCUGAGUCGUUGUUUGUUACCUCACUUCCCAGCUAGUGUAUGGAUCCCAGUGUAAUCUGUAGGGUGGCCACAGACAAGACCCCCACGCCAGCGGUUCUAAAUAUAAAAUAGAAGCCUCGGUAAGAGCCCUCA
This is a messenger RNA of Cricetulus griseus (Chinese hamster), 1582 nucleotides long. NCBI's taxonomy places the organism in Eukaryota, Metazoa, Chordata, Mammalia, Rodentia, Cricetidae. The record is from RefSeq and is a predicted model, not a curated record.